CAGAAACAAUCAGCUUGAGAUGGUGGAUCUGCUGCUGAGGUUUGGAGCGCGUGUGAAUCAGGAGUGUGUGAACCGCAGGACAGCUCUCCAUGAGGCUGCCCGACUGGGUCUGACGGAGAUUCUGGAUCUGCUGAUGAAGAACGGAGCUCACGCUGAUCCUCGCAGCUCUUUCGGCCUCACACCGCUGGCUUUAGCAGCACAGGCCGGAUACCUGGACAUCAUGAGGACACUAAUACACAGAGGUGCUGAUGUGGAGUCUCAGGCUCAGGAUUGCGCAACCAUCUUGUUUGAGGCUUGCAUUUCAGGAAACCCUGACGUGAUUUCAUUACUGCUGAAGUCCGGCGCAGACGCAAACGUCCCCAAACACACGGGACACCUGCCCAUCCACAGAGUAGCUCACCGCGGACACCUCAAGGCCCUCGCUCUCCUGAUCCCCGUCACAUCGUGGGAUGCAGUGGACGACAGCGGCAUCAGUCCUCUUCAUUCAGCCGCCGCCGGUGGACACACACACUGUCUGGAGAUGCUCCUCAAUGCCGGAUACGACCCAAAUUUCAUGCUCCACCCAUGGGUCCGGCGCAGCUACGAUGAUAAGCGUCAGUCGGCACUGUAUUUCGCCGUUUCAAACGAUGAUGUCUCCUCUGCAAGAGUCCUUCUAGAGGCCGGAGCCAUGCCCAACCAGGACCCGGUCAAAUGUCUGCAGGUGGCGCUGCGUCUGGGUAACCACGAGCUGAUUCAGCUACUGCUGCGAUACGGUGCCAAUGUAAAUUAUUUCUGCCGGGUGAACACCACACACUUCCCCUCGGCGCUGCAGUACGCGCUGAAGGAUGAGCUGGUGCUGCGGAUGCUGUGUAAUUUUGGCUAUGAUGUGGAGCGAUGCUUCGACUGUCCGUAUGGAGAAGGGUCGCAUGUGCCAUGCGGAUAUGAGGGCUGGACUGAUACCGUCAUCAAAGACACUCUGUUUUGUGAGGUGAUUUCGGUCUCCUUUUUGAAGCAUCUCUCGGGGAGUGUCGUGCGCAUCAUGAUGGAUUACGUGGAUCAUGUGAAAUUCUGCUCCAAAUUGAAGGCUGUGCUCAUGGAGCAAAGACAGUGGGCUGAGAUCUGCCACUUUCAAGAGAAUGUGCGAUGUCUGCAGCAUCUCUGUCGGCUGAAGAUCAGGGCUUGUUUGGGUCGACUGCGUUUAAGAGCUCCCAUUUUCAUGAGUUUUCUUCCACUGCCGGAGAGACUGAAACAUUACAUCCAGUACAGGGAAUAUGAUCUGUACGGUCAGAAAUGCCAAACGCAGAGCAAAUGAGCCAGAGCAACACACAUAAUCACGGCUGUCCACUAUAUAUACAUGUUUAUUAUUAACAUAUAUUGACAGUGUCUUAAGGAGGACCUUAUGGCUCUUUGUUCAAGGUGUAAAAUAAGUCUCUGAUGACUCUCAGA
Molecule: messenger RNA, 1425 nt
Organism: Danio rerio (zebrafish)
Lineage: Eukaryota; Metazoa; Chordata; Actinopteri; Cypriniformes; Danionidae
Source: RefSeq, a predicted model, not a curated record